This is a messenger RNA of Pseudoliparis swirei, 3142 nucleotides long. It is a transcript of the gene fgfr1b, whose product is annotated as fibroblast growth factor receptor 1b. Gene Ontology annotation, cellular component: signaling receptor complex; membrane. The transcript is spliced from 17 exons. Gene Ontology annotation, biological process: fibroblast growth factor receptor signaling pathway; multicellular organism development; positive regulation of kinase activity. The coding region runs from base 332 to 2659 and encodes 775 amino acids. Lineage: Eukaryota; Metazoa; Chordata; Actinopteri; Perciformes; Liparidae. Gene Ontology annotation, molecular function: fibroblast growth factor receptor activity; ATP binding; fibroblast growth factor binding. The record is from RefSeq and is a predicted model, not a curated record.
GGCGCUUCCCACGUUUUCUCUCCGGAGUGACGCGUCUGGAUUAAACUCUCAGCCGGAGCUGAUGAUCGAUCAGGAACUAUCGGCUCGUGUUGGUGAUCGAUCAGGAACUAUCGGCUCGUGUUGGUGAUCGAUCAGGAACUAUCGGCUCGUGUUAGUGAUCGAUCCCCGAUCAGGAAACGAUCCUCUUGGUUCUUCCUCCGGCGGACGGAGUCGCUGCUCCCCGGCUCGGACUCCUCUUCCCGGGUCGAGCAGCGAGCUGCUGCGGCGGAGCAGGGACUCAUCUGGACCAGGACUCUGGUCCCCGGACAGGAAGUCACCUGGUGAGGACACCAUGUGGCCCCCCCGCGGCCUCCGGCUGCUGCCCUCCUGCAUCCUGCUGGUUCUGCUGGUUCUGCUUGUCCAGUUUCCUCAGACGGGGUCCAGACCGGCCACGGAGGACUUGGACAGAGUCGACGCUGUGAAGUCCUCUGAAGACGAAGAGGACGACGAGUCUUCAUCAGAGGAGAACAAGAAGUCCACCGAGCUGAAGACGAGCAGCGAGAAGCCCCAAGCUCCUCAGUGGGUGGUGCCAGAGAAGAUGGAGAAGCAGCUCCACUCCGUCCCCGCCAGCCGGACCGUGAGAUUCCGCUGCCCAGCCUCGGGGAACCCGGUUCCCUCUCUGCGCUGGUUGAAGAACGGGAAGACGCUCAGGAAGGACCAGCGCAUCGGGGGCUUCAAGAUCAGAGACCACACCUGGACCCUGAUCAUGGAGUCCGUGGUCCCGUCAGACGAGGGGAACUACACCUGCGUGGUGGAGAACCGGCACGGCGGCCUGCAGCACACCUUCCUGCUGGACGUCGUCGAGCGGUCCCCCCACAGGCCGCUCCUGCAGGCCGGGCUGCCGGCCAAUCAGACGGCUGUGGUCGGAGGCGACGUGGACUUCGUGUGCCGCGUGUUCAGCGACCCGCAACCGCACGUCCAGUGGCUGAAGCACAUUGUGGUGAACGGCAGCCGCCAUGCGCCGGACGGGCACCCCUACGUCCUGGUCCUCAAGGUGGGUCCAGGUCCUCAAGGUGGGUCCAGGUCCUCAAGUGACGUAGUGCGCCCCCUGCAGACGGCGAGCCUGAACAGCACGCAGAAGGAGAUGGAGGUGCUGAGGCUGAGGAACGUGAGCGCGGGCGACUCGGGCGAGUACACCUGCCUGGCGGGGAACUCCAUCGGCGUGUCGCACCACUCGGCCUGGCUCAGCGUGGUGGACGACCCGCCUCCCGCCCCGCUGCCCUCUCCCACCUACCUGGAGAUCUUCGUCUACUGCCUGGGCCUCUUCUUCCUCAUCGUCCUCACGGCCGCCGCCGUCCUCUGCCGACUCUGCCGCGGCCAGAAGAAGAGCGCCUUCGGCGGCGUGCGGAAGCUCACCAAGAGCCUCCCGCUGAGGAGACAGGUGUCGGUGGAGUCCUCGUCCUCCCUCCACUCAGGGAUGUGUCUGAUGCGUCCGUCUCGUCUCUCCAGCGCCACGACCACCGUCCUGAUGGGCGUGUCUGAGUACGAGCUGCCCCACGACCCGGCCUGGGAGCUUCCUCGAGACCGCCUGGCCCUGGGGAAGCCUCUGGGUGAGGGCUGCUUCGGCCAGGUGGUUCUGGCGGAAGCUUCCGGCGUGGACAGAAACAAACCGACGCGCCUCUCGAAGGUGGCGGUGAAGAUGCUGAAAGCGGACGCCACAGAGAAGGACCUGUCGGACCUGAUCUCCGAGAUGGAGAUGAUGAAGAUGAUCGGCAAACACAAGAACAUCAUCAACCUGCUGGGGGCGUGCACGCAGGGCGGCCCCCUGUACGUGGUGGUGGAGUACGCCUCGCAGGGCAACCUGCGGGAGUUCCUGCGCACCCGCAGACCGGUGGGCUUGGAGUACUGGAGCGGGCCGCAGCGGGCGCCGCUGGGGGGGCCCGAGGUCCGGGAGCUGGUGUCGGCCGCCUACCAGGUGGCCCGAGGGAUGGACUACCUCGCCUCCAAGAAGUGCAUCCACAGAGACCUGGCAGCCAGGAACGUUCUGGUCACUGAAGACGACGUGAUGAAGAUCGCCGACUUCGGUCUCGCCAGAGACGUCCACCACAUCGACUACUACAAGAAGACCAGCAACUGUCCUCAUGUCCUAACAUCCUCAUGUCCUCUUGUCCUCACAUCCUCACAUCCUCAUCUCCUCGUGUCCUCAUGUCCUAACAUCCUCAUGUCCUUUUGUCCUCACAUCCUCACAUCCUCAUCUCCUCGUGUCCUCAUGUCCUUGUGUCCUCAGGGCCGUCUCCCGGUGAAGUGGAUGGCCCCUGAAGCGUUGUUUGACCGCGUCUCCACGCAUCAAAGUGACGUGUGGUCGUUCGGGGUCCUGCUGUGGGAGAUCUUCACCCUGGGGGGGUCUCCGUACCCCGGGGUCCCCGUGGAGGAGCUCUUCAAGCUGCUGAAGGAGGGACACCGCAUGGAGAAGCCCUCGGCCUGCCCCCAGGAGCUGUACCUGAUGAUGAAGGACUGCUGGCAUGCCGUCCCGUCCCGUAGACCCAGGUUCUCUCAGCUGGUGGAGGACUUGGACCGCACGCUGUCCCUGAUGGCCGACCAGGAGUACCUGGACCUGGACCUGGACCUCCCUCUGGUCCAGUACUCUACGGUCUCCGCUCACUCCGGUUCCUCCACAUAGGAGGAGGUCCUGAGACCUCCUUCUCCUUCCUGGACCCCCUUCAUCCCGGAGGAGACUCAGACCAUCGGAGGACCAGCCGGACCGAGCUGGACCGAGCCGGACCCCCUGGAGACCGCAUGAAGCAGCAGCUCCUCCAGAGGGACUGAGAGCUGCUGCUGGGCAUCAUCAUCGUCAUCAUCAUAACAAUAAUAACAACAAUAAUAAUAAUAACAAUAAUAACAAUAACAACGAUGUCCUGGGUGUGAAUAGUGUAAAUAAUAAUUUAGUUCUGUGGGAGACCAACUGGAUUUAAAGGAGAAGUUCGUAAAGAGAAACGCUCAUGAACUGACGUGAAGACAAAUCAUCAUCUUUAUUUUCUUUGUGCUUUUUUAAUUUUUUUAUUUAUUUUGCGCCAAUAUUUCCGUGAGUUCCUCCGGAUGAUGCCGCGUUGCCAAAGAAUGAAACGCAGAACUUAUUCACAGUAUUAAAACCUCUCAAGUUCGA